Stereum hirsutum FP-91666 SS1 is the source of this 4125-nucleotide messenger RNA. RefSeq lists its product as uncharacterized. The transcript is spliced from 5 exons. The coding region runs from base 321 to 3119 and encodes 932 amino acids. Gene Ontology annotation, cellular component: cytosol. NCBI's taxonomy places the organism in Eukaryota, Fungi, Basidiomycota, Agaricomycetes, Russulales, Stereaceae. Gene Ontology annotation, molecular function: mRNA binding. The record is from RefSeq and is a predicted model, not a curated record.
CCCACCUCUCUUCCCCCCACCACCAUCUCCCUCGUAUUUUUCCUUUCUCCUCGCUGUCGCUUCCUUCGCUCUGCCCUAUCCUCGCUCAAUCCCCAUCGCCCAUUGCUUUUCGCUCUUAUCGACUCGCUCCUCUUUUUUUUUGUGAUUCAGGCCUGCAUCGUUGCCUGCUGCUGCCCAUUUCUCUCAAUUCACCGCAUACAAUCAGAAAAAAAAACAGAAUAAGCUACUACGAACUUCGAGCAUAUAAUCAGCUCCAUCGAUCGUCACGUCCGUCCGCCCCAUCCACGACUUCACAUCAGCACUCCCGCCCGUCCGCCGAGAUGUCGCGCGCCGAUAUGCAGGACUACGACUACCCUCCCGGGCUCAACAUGGCUCGCCCCAAUGGCUACGCCGACACCGAGCCGAAUCAGGCCGGCUCGCUAACCGGAUACGGCCUAUCCGACCGCGCACUCCCUUCGGGCACGCAUUACUCGUCUCUCGGCGCACUCAGUCUUUCACCAACUCACUCCAAUAUGUCCCGCUCCGCCGCCAUUCACGACCGCGAUUACAAUCUCGGAGAUGGCUGGGCAUCCGUCCCAAGCACAAACAGACACCAAACAGCGCUCGGGUCCCCCACGCCACUCUCCCAGCAGUUCAACCACCAGCUCCCUCUCCAUCUCUCCUCCAACACCGCCUCUUCCCCUCCUCACUCUCUCCAGAACAUCGGCUUGGGCUCAGCCGCCAGCGGUCCUUUUUCUCCCUCCUACAAAGAACGCGACUCUUUUAGCUCCUCGAACAGGCACUCUCAGUCCACCCCUAACCAGCCCACCUUCACGCACGCUCCCCUACCCGCCAACCCUCUCACCUCAGCUUCUUCUGCGUCGCGCACGACUCUCUGGUGGGGCGAACUUGAACCUUGGAUGGACGAAGAAUACGCAAAGCAAGUCUGUGGUCUGAUGAACUGGGAUCCCCUCAGCAUCAAGGUCCCUCAUCCCGCUCCCGACCCCGUCACUGGUCAACAAGCAAACAAUCCAGGCUAUUGCUUCCUCACAUUCUCCACCCAGGGCCAAGCCUCGUCUGUUCUCAAUCAGAUUAACACCACCAACAGCGGGACCCCCAUCACUAUGCCCAACUCGACGAAACCCUUUCUUCUCAACUGGGCGUCAUCCACCCCCAUCCCGCCGUCUUUGUCACCGCCGGGAGGUGUCUCGGCUCAGCAGCAGCAGUACCCCAAGGAGUACAGCAUCUUCGUUGGCGACUUGGCUCCCGAGGCGUCUAACUCCGACCUCGUCGCUGUCUUCCGCAACCCAGUCCUCGGCCUUCGCAAUGACCGCGAGCCCAAGUUCAUCAGGCCCUUCCUGAGUUGUAAGAGCGCGAAGAUCAUGCUCGAUCCUGUCACUGGCGUGUCUCGCGGUUAUGGAUUCGUUCGUUUCACCGAUGAGGCUGAUCAGCAACGUGCCCUGAUCGAGAUGCAUGGCCUCUAUUGUCUGUCCCGACCUAUGCGCAUCUCCCCCGCCACUGCCAAGUACAAGCCUCCCCCCUCGCUCGACCUUCCCCAAGUUCAGAUCCCUGGCUUGUCGACUGGUAUGGACGGACAACCCAUCACCGUUGCGAUACCUAUGCCCGCCAACGGGACGAGUAAGAGCGUGUCCUCUCCUGUCGCGGCUCCUCAGGCCGCCUCAGCCAACUCUACUGGGUCGAUGCACGGCUCUGGUAACGGUUCCGGAUCCUCGAUGUCACUUCCGUCCUCCAGUGCAUCCGCAACCACGCUCGUCUCGAACUCUGCAGACGACCUAGCCCACAUCCCGCCGAACGUUCUCUCGCAGCUCGCUCAGUACGCUAACGGAAACACCAAGAGCGUGGCCAGCUCCACUCCCUCUAUCACCUCUGCUUUCGCUGGGGGUCAAGAUCCAAACGCUUCCAAGUUCAAUGUCACUGAGGAGUCGUGGAAGCAUCAGCAGCAGGCGCGUGCGAUCUUGGGGAACCUUAUUGGGCCGAAUGGCGAGCAGCUCACUUCUACGGAUCCGUACAACACUACGGUCUUCGUCGGCGGUUUGUCUCCUCUCAUCUCGGAGGAGACUUUGAGGACGUUCUUCGCUCCCUUUGGAGAGAUUCAUUACGUCAAGGUCCCUGUCGGCAAGCACUGCGGUUUCGUGCAGUUCGUUCGCAAGGCUGACGCUGAGCGAGCCAUCGAGAAGAUGCAAGGCUUCCCUAUCGGUGGGAGUAGGAUCAGAUUGAGCUGGGGUAGAAGUCAAUAUAAGGCUGCACAGGCGGCCGCGCAAGCCGCCCAGACUGCCGCCCUCCAGGCUCACCUUCAAAGUCAAGCUCCUCCCUCGUCUGGCCAGACCAUCACCGCCGAACAAGCUCUUCAAAUCCUCCAGAAGUUUGGCCUGACGAGUUUCCUCAGCCCCGCUGGCGGUGAGGCCGGUGGUGUGAACGAUGGCAUGAACGGUGGCAACGACUCCAACGAGAUCAGGGCGUUGAGCGAGAGUGAGCUUCAAGACCUUCUGAUGGUCCACCGCGGAAGUAUUGACAGGACGGAACCCGCCCCGUACGAAGGCUUCAUUCCCAGCACCUACCUAGCUCAGAACGGCCAGCCUGCGUCGGUCGAACCCCGCAGCCUUCACGACCACCGCUCCAGUAUACCAAGCUUGCCGUCGUCAUUCUCCCCUUUCUCCCCCGACCCGAACAGCUUCCAGGAGACCAGGGCCCGCGCUGACUCUCAGCCUCUGAAGUCUGAGAUGCUCCCUCAUCCUUCGAGGAGCUACGCCCCUGGCUUCGGACCUCAAGAUGUCAACGGGAUGAAUAAAAACGGUGUGGGAGCCGAAAGGAAGACUUCGCCCACGGGCACUGGCAGGCCUGCCAACACGUCUGCUUCGCAGCGUUUCGGGUCGUUCCUCGAGCAGAGUGGCCCUACCUACGGGUCUACUAGGACGACCGGCAGUGGCGUCAUCUCUCGCCCGCCGUCAUCGACCAUCCCGAGGCAGACUUCGCCUCCCGUCCGCGACUCGCGCGGCGGAGAAUACUUCGAGCACGAUGCUAUUCACGACCUCAACGGGACUCUCGCGAGCCUGGACUUGAACGAGCACGCGUCCUGGAGGCACGCUGGUGAGAACGGACAGGUCCACGGGGGAGCCUGAACCUGGUCAUGAUUACGACUAGACAUAACACAAAUAACACGAGUAUUUUCUUUUCUGCGUUGAAGCUUUCUUUCACUGUCUCAUUGACCUCGCUUUGAAGUUUUGUUUGCUUUGGAAUAAACUAUCAUAGUAACGUCCGCCGGCUCCCUCUUCCUCCCGUCCCUUCUGUCACUUUGUUUGUUUGGCUAUUCCUGUUUGGCAGCAGUCUAUGUUUCUCCUCCGCGUUUCCCAUUUCCCGCUUCGCUUGUCGCAUGCAUCAGUCUGUUCGUUGUUUUGGCAUCGGGGUUGAUUGACGACCGCUUUGCUCGUCCCCGUCUUUCUCGGGCGGUGGCGCAGUACUGUGGGAUUGUUCUUCCCCCGCAUGUUUACUAUCGUUUGUUGUACCCAUGUUUAAACCUCCAUCAUGACGCUCGUGCUGCAACUUCAUCGAAUCUUCGACGUUCUCCUCCUAUCCAAUUAUCACUUUGUCUUUUCUCCUCUCCGUACCAGUUCUAGUUCAAGUUACUACAUUCCAGUCUCGUUGGUCGUCUGCUGUCCCUCCUAUGUCUCUUACCCAGUUUCCAAAGUUCUGUUUUCUCUCGAUAUUCCACUUUUUUUGUGUCUCGCUCGCUCUAUGGUUUCCCAAAUGUUCAAGUUUUAGUCUGUCAGUUCUCGCGAUCCCCGCUACUCCAUGUCUCUCUUCUCUCUCUUUUUCUCUCCUUCGCUCAACUCAGCCUAUAACUCGUCCUCAUCCAGAAACUCAGAGUCAAGUCCGAAAUAUCACCUUUGUCGUCGGUUUACCGCUUUUGUCUUCGUUUUAUCAUUGACAGUUCUGUUCAGCUCAGCUCAGCUCAGUUUAGUAUUAGUACAAGUACACAGUUGCUAGGCACGUAAGUAGCAGAAAGACUCUGCGUUGCCCGUCCGCUUUUUCCCCCUUCGAACUCUUUACUUUGUUCGCUAUCGUGGCGUUUUGCCUUGUCGUCGUCGUUGUACCUCGUUUUCGAGAGAUUCUGUGUGUGUGUUUUCC